UCAGCCUUCCUCCCUCACUCCUGCCAAUGCAGCUAUGCUACGGUUAAGGGAAAAAUAGGAGGGAAUUCUUCACAGGAGGGAAAAAUUCAGGCAAGAUUUCUGCAGGAUGACAACAAAAUGUGUGAUAAGACAAGAGUAAUACUUGGCAUCAGAGUAACUGCUGUUCAACCGUUGUCUCUUUGGCUUUGGAUAAGAUUCAUCCGGUUGGCUGGAAGAGGCUGCUGACAAGCAUGUGCACAGUAGUUGAUGAAGUCUCAUUUUCAUAAAAUGCCUUUAAAUGAAGGAUUGCGGAAGUGCAGUGGCAAAUGUUCAUGACACCAAUGUUCAUACGGAAAAACAGUUCCUUAUGUCAUAACAGAAGAGAGGCUCGUCCGGUGUUGACAGGUAACCUGUUAGGACACAAUUUAAAAUUUGAAGAAGAAAUGUUCUGGUUUCAGAAAGGAUGGCUGGGCUCUAACGCAGACUCAUCUGUGACAGCAGUUUCAGAGAGUGUAGGGAAAAUGGGGGUUGUAUUUCAGUUUCUGUCAUCCUGACCACACGAGGGAAGAGGAAGCUAAGCUACAAAUCUGACAUGCUCUCAUAUGUUAUUUCACUCAUCCUCAACAAAGACAUCUGAUGCAAAUGCUAAUAAUCCUGCAUGAUGAUCAUCAUUUCACUGAAACUUCUUCUAACGAUGUGUUUUGGUUCCUUGGCUACAGGUCCCAGUAAUUUAACAGUCAUCCAAACACCAACGAAAAUACAUCUGUCAGUUGGAGACUACACUGAAAUUGCCUGUAUUUGGGAAAGAUCUAUUGAGAGGUAUAGAUUGAGCUGGUAUCUUGUUAAUAAAGAGAACAUCACCAAAACUGUAUCAUCAAAACUUUUCUAUGUAUCCAACAUCACCCAUGAAAGAAAGGACGUGCUAGUGAUAAAAUCUGCCAAUGUAAAUGACACUGGAUUUUACUACUGUGAGAUAAUUAUUGAAAUACCUUUCUGUAAGAAACUAUGUGGAAAUGGGACAACAGUGAUUGUUGAAGAGAAAGAAGCUCAUUCGUUGAAAGAGAGGGAUUUGCCAAUAUGGGCUGUUAUUCCUUUCUUAGCGGGAGCAGGAGGCUUGUAUCUUUGCUACAGAAAGAAACAGCGCUCACAACUUUCUGGUUCUGCACAGCUUGCUGUGCCAGCACGAAGGCACCAAGAGGAGCAGAUGCUCGAAGUUGCAGAACUUCAUGGGAGAAAUGAAUCCACCAACGAAGCAGCUGAGGAAAACUCAUCAUGUAGUUCUGCUGAAUGGGCUGUGUCUACACUUUAUGAAUCACUUGAUUCUUUUUUGCGAUGAAUCAAGAGGAAAAGACGACAAAUCAGCUGCGACUAUUGUAUCCAAUGCAGCAGGUGAGCAAAGCCCAUGAACUAGGGCAGCUGAAAAAGUCUCAAACAAGAGUGAGACAAGGAUGUGUCGUCUACUUCGACAUUCAGAACCAAAAGGACAAUGUCAUAACCAAAAUAUGGCUAAAUAACUAUGAAACUGAAAACAGUACCAUAAUUUGCUGCUGAAGAACGGGUUACAUUCUUCCUGUCAGAAGCAUGUCAGUGGGACGAUCUACAAGAAAAAAGGUUGGUUCCGAGCAGUCUCUGAAUGUUUAGUCGCUAACAAAACACGGUAAGGACUCCGUGAAUUUGGAAGGUAUGUCAUUUUAGAAGACUGUCUUCAACUCUUCCCCCCAUGUCCAGAAAUAAUAAAGAAUGUAUUAUCAUACUUUGAAAAAUCUGCUGGACAUUCUCUAACAAAAAUACUAAUUCAAGCAGCUUGUGUAUUAAUAGCAGAAGAUAGAGAAAAAAAUGCACAUGGUGGUAAUUGUUUGACAAAAUAGACAGUACUACACAUAGGAUAGAGUCUGAUUUCUGAAACUGUCAUCAGCAAUGACUAUAUCAUGGCUAAAGUGGUAUGUCAAAAAGGGUUAUAUUCCCGUGGAAAGGGACUGCUAGUCUUAGUUCAUUCACACACUAUGAAAAAUCUUCCAGAGAAGGUACUCGCCCGUGCACAAUGAAAUAAUAGGUUUAAAUGAAGCUAUAUAUAAUAUUAUUAUGUAUAAUUAUUAUCUAACUGUGGGGGAUGCUUGCAUGAGAUCUGCAUGUUAACACUUGUUCCACUUUUGUCAGCUCUAGAACUUUGAAUAAAUCGCUGAAGAAAUAAAUCAAAACUGAAAAUUUAAGUAAAACCUGGCUUCCAAGGUCUCAACAAAGGUGAAGAGUAUUGGCAGCAAAGCUAAUGGCACUUGUCCAAGGACUGCUGAAUGCUAAGAGCAGCUAUCUGAAAUGUGAAUGUAUUUAUGUGCCAGGGUUAUUUCUUCUUCUGUUAUAUUUGUUUUUCAGAUCUUAGCUGGAGGUUAGAUCACCUUGCCUGCAAAGCAGGGAGAAACGUCUUCACUGUUCCAGCAGUGUGCUACACCUUGUACCUGACAGUGCAGUAGAUGCAGAUGAGCAUUCCCAGAGCUCUUAAAAACAGUUUGUGUAGUCAAAAUGUGUGGCUGCCUUGCUGCUCAGUAUCCUGUAAUUAAAUCCUCAUGGCCAUACAGCAUAGCUCAUGUUCUGGCUCUGUCUAUGCCAUAGUGACUACAGUUCACAAAGCUACCUCUUGAAUUACUGUAGCUCAGCCAUGGUCACUGUUUGGUGUGAAUACACUUUCCUGGGUUGUUCUGUAACAUGCCCUGAAUGCUCUUCUUCAGUGAAUAUACUGCUGUUCCAAAUACACUAUAAUCACUGUACUGUUAAUAUACCCUGUCCGAGAGAAACUAUUAUAGUACAUCUCAUGAUAUUUAUGUAUAACUUGAAUAAAGCAAGAGGAUUUUAUUUCCUUCCUUUUCAA
Messenger RNA from Columba livia (rock pigeon), 2842 nucleotides. RefSeq lists its product as uncharacterized. Lineage: Eukaryota; Metazoa; Chordata; Aves; Columbiformes; Columbidae. The record is from RefSeq and is a predicted model, not a curated record. The coding region runs from base 638 to 1315 and encodes 225 amino acids. The transcript has 5 exons.